Molecule: messenger RNA, 954 nt
Organism: Physella acuta
Lineage: Eukaryota; Metazoa; Mollusca; Gastropoda; Physidae
Source: RefSeq, a predicted model, not a curated record
UUUUAUUCAUACCGAGACAUAUUACGUAAAAGAAGGAGACUCAUUUACGUGUGAAAUGGAAAAGAAUGAGCCGUGGUUUGAGACAGUUCAGUGGAAUUUAAUUACAGCUAAUGGAACAACUAUUACUAUCGCCAAUUGUGAUAAAUCUAAAACGUGUUUUGUUAUCUAUAAUCAAACAAACUUUUAUGCGUCUAAUACAGUUAUAGGUGUUCACAAUUUCUUUCGUACUAAUGUUUGGUCAAUCAGCUUGAAAGUAAAUCACCUUACAAGGGAAAUGGGACAGCUGAAGUGUUUGUAUGGUUUUUUUCAACGUGAUGAUGAUUGUUCAUGCAGCUUUGAUUUUGGAGUGGACAUUUUCCUUAUUCUGAAAAUAGCUAUUCCACUAGGAGUUGGCGUCCUUAUUAUAGUAUUAAUAGCUACCUGCUGCAUACGUAAGCGACGCAGAAGAAUUAAAAACAGGAGCGCACAGACACGCCAGAGCUCCAUUUUCACAGUUCAGCGUGAGCGUCAUGCAGGCAAUCAAACAUCUUCCAACACGGAUACCUCGCCCUGUGUCCAUCAUCUCCCCACAAGUACUCACGGUCGUCCCACAGCCUCACGUAAACACCUGAAUCAGAGAGAUCGACAACAUAGCCAGGACCCGCCGUCUUAUUCAAGUGUGUUCACGUCUGAUGGAGUACCUAGACGUCAAACAACAUCGCAUCAUAACGUCCAGCCGCUUCAGACAACGUGCCCGCAGAACGUCCAUCCACGUCUGCUCAUAUCACUAGACAUCGCUCACAGGUGUCACAACACCACAGAUACAAACGUUGUUCUGCGUACGGUUUGUCCAACGUGUCAGUUACCCGUGCAGACACGAGAGCUACAACAGCUUGCUAAUCCGGCUCUGUAGAUGGCCUUAAGACUUAACCGAUCAAAUAGAUGGGGGACUUUAACAAGCUAAAAAAAAAAACG